AUGCCAGACCGCCCGAACACAUCUUCCUCCACCUCCUCCGAGGAGCCACUAAAUGCUGAACCAGUACCCAACUGGGACGACAGAAGCCCCCUUUUCAGCAUCCGGCUAUGCGUAGAAAACAUGUCGAGCUUUCCUAGUUUAGAAGCCGAUGUAAAGUCGAUGUUCUAUCCAGUGGCUCCAUAUCCAAGCAUGAUUGAAGUCCAAAAAUGGCAACAUGGGGAAAUGUUUGGCGUUGUUUUAACGUGGGACGGAGUUCAAUUCAAUGGUGAACCACUUGAAGCCAGAGUCGUUUGGAACCUUGCUGCGCGGCAUAUGGAGGACUUUGAUAUUUUGGGAAUACACUACGAGUUUCCCAACAUCCAAGCACCCUAUCCCAGUGGCUGGGAGCCGAUAGAGCAGGCAAUCUUUCUCACACAAGACAAUGGCCCUGUUGAGUCAACAACAGCAACGUAG
This is a messenger RNA of Metarhizium robertsii ARSEF 23, 453 nucleotides long. Its product is annotated as DASH complex, subunit Dad1. The coding region runs from base 1 to 453 and encodes 150 amino acids. Lineage: Eukaryota; Fungi; Ascomycota; Sordariomycetes; Hypocreales; Clavicipitaceae. The record is from RefSeq and is a predicted model, not a curated record. The transcript is spliced from 3 exons.